Ziziphus jujuba (common jujube) is the source of this 947-nucleotide messenger RNA. RefSeq names its product ras-related protein RABD1. Gene Ontology annotation, molecular function: GTP binding; GTPase activity. Gene Ontology annotation, biological process: protein secretion; regulation of exocytosis. The transcript is spliced from 8 exons. The record is from RefSeq and is a predicted model, not a curated record. NCBI's taxonomy places the organism in Eukaryota, Viridiplantae, Streptophyta, Magnoliopsida, Rosales, Rhamnaceae. Bases 9 to 749 code for a protein of 246 amino acids.
GUGAGUGCAUGAGUCCACGAGUCACCCUGUCAGCACCACUUUUCCAUUUAGGAGUAAGCAAUAAGAAUAAUAAGGGGAAAGCGGAAAUAUUUUCACAUUUUCUCAGUCUCAACUCUCAAGCACAGAAGCUCUCUUCCUCAAUCAUGAGCAACGAAUACGAUUAUCUCUUCAAGCUUCUGCUGAUUGGAGACUCGUCCGUAGGAAAAUCCUGUCUGCUACUCCGAUUUGCCGAUGAUUCCUAUGUAGAUAGCUACAUAAGCACGAUUGGAGUCGAUUUUAAAAUAAGAACCGUGGAGCUGGAUGGGAAGACUAUCAAGCUGCAGAUUUGGGAUACUGCUGGACAGGAGCGGUUCAGGACUAUAACGAGUAGUUAUUACCGUGGUGCCCAUGGGAUAAUUAUUGUCUAUGAUGUUACUGAGAUGGAGAGCUUCAACAAUGUCAAGCAGUGGUUGAAUGAGAUUGAUAGAUAUGCAAAUGACAGCGUGUGCAAGCUCCUAGUUGGGAACAAAUGUGAUUUGGUUGACAGCAAGGUUGUGGACACCCAAACUGGAAAGGCAUUUGCUGAUGAGCUUGGUAUUCCUUUUCUUGAGACCAGUGCGAAAGACUCAAUCAAUGUGGAGCAGGCUUUCUUAACCAUGGCUGGCGAGAUUAAGAAAAAAAUGGGUAACCAACCACCUGCUGCCAAGUCAACAGGAACAGUUCAAAUGAAGGGGCAACCAAUUCAGCAAAAGAGCAACUGUUGCGGUUAGCAUUUCUGCUGUUAUAUUUUCUGUCAGAAAAUAUGUAAGACGGUAAACUGUGUUGACUAUAUCGACAUAUGGAUGUUUAAGAAACUGUUAAAAGACAUCGCCUGCUUGAAUCCUGUGUGUGGGGAAAAAUGAAAUUCAAACAAGUUAUCACCCUAGCCUGUACUUUUUUAGAAAUUGAAACAAAUCAUGCUUACAUUA